CUUUGGUCGCACGUUUGUUUACGCUGCGCUGGAAUUUCCUUUGUCCUCCCCGCAUUUCGAUAUCUGCAUAUAUUCCUUUUGUAUGUGUAUAUAUGCAAGCGCCACUUAAUAGACGGACUGUUGCAUAAGUUUUAUCGAUAUCAUUUGUGCUACUUGAAUUUAUAAAAAAAAAUAAUACUUGGUUGCCACGCCACAGCUCAAGACACUAUGGCUGCGGAUGAGGAGUCAACCUCUAGAGUCCACCCGGUCGACUCUCGAGGUGUCUCGGAGGGCGAAGCGGGUAUCGGAGCAGACAAUACUGGAUCCACGCCGGUCAAUGUUCGCCUUGAGGUGCCUGAAGAGAGCCAGCAACCCGCCCCUAAAGAUGACGAUGGUAUGACCGGAGGCCGCAGCGUUGGCAAAAUCGUCCUGAUUAUGGGGGCACUCUGCAUGGCAGUCUUCCUUGCUGCGUUGGACACGACCAUCGUCACAACGGCUCUUCCCACGAUUACACAACACUUUCACUCCUCCGCAGCGUAUACAUGGGUUGGUUCAGCAUAUUUGCUUGCUAAUGCAGCAUCGACUCCAUCUUGGGGCAAGUUCAGCGACAUUUUCGGUCGGAAGCCUGUCUUGCUGGUAGCAAACGUUGUCUUCAUGAUUGGUUCCCUCAUCACCGCUCUCUCCGUGAAUGUGAGCAUGUUGAUUGUGGGACGGGCAAUCCAGGGCGUUGGUGGAGGAGGACUUAUCAUUUUAGUGAACAUUUGCAUUAGUGAUUUGUUCAGUAUGAGGCAUCGCGGCGCUUACUUUGGAAUGAUUGGUAUGGUUUGGGCCUUGGCCAGCGCCCUCGGCCCCGUUCUAGGUGGAGUCUUCACCGAAAAGGUAUCUUGGCGUUGGUGCUUCUACAUCAAUUUGCCCUUGGACGGAGCUGCUUUUAUCAUCAUUUUCCUUUUCCUCGAUAUUCACACUCCCAAGACCCCGUUCCUUGCUGGCCUCAAGGCUAUCGACUGGUUGGGCUCUCUGAGUAUCAUUGGCGGAACGCUCAUGUUCCUUCUUGGUCUCGAGUUUGGCGGCGUGACGUUUCCAUGGUCUUCCGCCACUGUCAUUUGUUUGAUAGUGUUUGGUCUCGUGGUCGCCGUAUUCUUCGUUUUGAACGAAUGGAAAUUGGCCAAGUAUCCGGUCAUGCCUGUGCGGCUUUUCAAGCACCGUUCCAACGUUGCUGCACUUUGCGUCUGCUUCGUCCAUGGCAUGGUUUUUAUCUCGGCCUCCUACUAUCUCCCCAUGUAUUUCCAGGCAGUGAAGAAUGCGACUCCGCUCAUGUCCGGUGUUGAAAUCCUUCCAAUUGCGGUUUCGCUUUCUCUCGUCUCAGCUGCCACGGGUAUCUUCAUUCGCAAAACAGGUCGCUACCGAGAGCCAAUCUGGUUUGGAAUGACGCUCAUCACCCUGGGAUGGGGUCUCAUUAUCAACAUCGACGCCGGCAGCAACUGGGCAAAAUUAGUUUUGUAUCAAAUUGUCGCCGGUAUUGGUGUGGGCCCCAACUUCCAGUCACCUUUAAUUGCGCUCCAGUCGUUGGUGGAAAAGAAAGACAUUGCAGUCGCAACCGCGACUUUUGGAUUCACUCGAAACCUGGCGACUUCCAUCUCCGUCGUCAUUGGCGGUGUCGUCUUCCAAAACCGUAUGAAAUCACAUGCUGACGAGCUGAGUCGAGUUCUCGGACCAGAGCUCGCGGCCAAACUCAGUGGUGGAGACGCUGGUGCCAACGUUCUGAUUGUGGAUCAGUUGCAUGGUGCCCAGCGCGACGUCGCUCGGCAUGCUUUUGCGAGCAGUCUUCAAUCUCUAUGGAUUAUGUACACCUGCUUUGCUGCCUUUGGUCUCUUGAUCAGUUUCCUCAUCACCGAACAAAAGCUCAGCAAAGAGCACAAGGAAACCGAGACUGGUCUGCAUGUUGAGGAAGCAAAGAGACGAGAGACUCUUGCAGCACAGGCCGAUCAGCGAGCACAUUCGAUUUCGGAAGCCGAAAAGGAUAAGGAGCAGGUCUAAUUAUUCUUCAUCCGGCCAGCUCUUUCGUAAAAGAGCACGUCAUUCCGACCUUUUUAAUUUUUAUAGUGCCGUGCCCAGGUUUUGGCAUGUGCUCAGCGACAUUUGAUUUACAAAUUUGAUCAGUUGCAA
This is a messenger RNA of Xylona heveae TC161, 2145 nucleotides long. RefSeq names its product DNA repair protein RAD50. Gene Ontology annotation, molecular function: transmembrane transporter activity. The transcript has 6 exons. Bases 208 to 2016 code for a protein of 602 amino acids. Gene Ontology annotation, biological process: transmembrane transport. Gene Ontology annotation, cellular component: membrane. The record is from RefSeq and is a predicted model, not a curated record. Lineage: Eukaryota; Fungi; Ascomycota; Xylonomycetes; Xylonales; Xylonaceae.